Molecule: messenger RNA, 1158 nt
Organism: Hymenoscyphus albidus
Lineage: Eukaryota; Fungi; Ascomycota; Leotiomycetes; Helotiales; Helotiaceae
Source: the annotation of a GenBank genome assembly
AUGGCAGGACAUCAGAACCAGAUCACGUACCAUGUAAUCAAACCGGAACAGCAGCUUCCGCUUGUUGCGAUCCUUUGGACUCAUGCUCAAGCUCAGGAUAUUGUCUGGGAAGAUCCGGGUGGCUGUACCGUGGAAGUUGUACGGACCAGGUAAGGGAUUGUUUUAAGUCAUUUGGUUUUCAGGGCCAUAAACUGUGUUCAAAACCAGAUCUAAUUAGAAUUCUAGGCAUGGGAAUCUCCCAACUGCGCCAAACAACAAUCAGCCUGCGUAACCAGUGAGUUCAUCUCCCUCCUUCAAAAUACAAAGUAAACUAAAUUAAAAUAACCUUACAGACCCUAUCACAAAGCGAGCAUUUAACUCCUGGAACCCACUGUGGUCGUGUAAUCAACCCGGAACACCGGCAAGCGACUUCUGCUGUAGGCACACUUCAUUCUCUUCCUUGACUAUAGCUAGUAGACUGACCCUUCACAGGUGGCUAUGGUUCGACUUCCUGCUGCAAUUCUUCCUUCGUCCUCGGCACUACGGGAUCAGCCUUCAAACCCGGCGUUGACGCCUUUGUUGCAAACCUUACGUCAGGAAAUGCAACACCUACCUCCAUCGCCAACGCCAACGCCAUUGCCAACACCAGCGCGAACACCAGCACCCCCGACGCUGCAAAAUCUUCAGAUAAUUCAGAACUAGGAACGAAAGUCGGUCUCGGUGCAGGAAUUCCACUCGGAGUCUUGGUGCUUGGGCUACUAGCACUUCUAUUCUGGCGAGAGAGAAGCAGGAGAUCAUACAAGGGUAUCGAUACACCUAUGAAUUCUGUGAACAAUAACGUUUCUGGAGCAAUGGCAGGACAAUAUAUGCACAAUGACCAGGAGCAACGCCAGAACAGCUAUCAGAGCAAUGGGUCAAUGGUUGGGACCGGGAGUGUGUAUCAACAACAAGUUUCGCCCGCGCAGACUUACCAAUCUCCCGUUCAGAAAAUGGAUCAAUAUAGUUUUGCGCCUACGUAUGAAGCUCCAGCAAAUACUGCUCCUCAGGAGUUAUCCACCAGUCGAUGAUAUGGCGGCUUUAAAAGAAUUGGCGGGAAAGAGCAUCUGGCAUGACUUAUUGUGGUUUAGCGGUAUCUAUAUACGAAGGGCUCCGUCCUGAGCAGAAAAGGCAUUCAUGAUU